Molecule: messenger RNA, 261 nt
Organism: Aspergillus niger
Lineage: Eukaryota; Fungi; Ascomycota; Eurotiomycetes; Eurotiales; Aspergillaceae
Exons: 3
Coding region: 1-261 (86 amino acids)
Source: RefSeq, a predicted model, not a curated record
AUGCGUUCGAUUAUCUUGCUAGGUGCUCUUAUCGGGCUGGCCAUGGCGGCACCAAGUGCGUCUAUUCCGACGGAGAACGGCAAGCGGGAAUGGCUCGACGGCUACGGUGGUGGUAGUGGAGACAGAUAUGGUGGUGGCGGUGGUAGUGAUCGCUACGGCCAAGUUAAGCGGGAAUGGCUUGACAGCUACGGUGGUGGCAGCGGAGACAGAUAUGGUGGUGGCGGUGGUAGUGAUCGCUACGGUCAAGUUAAGCGGGAAUAA